AUGAGCAGCAGCAGCAGCAGCAGCAGCAGCAGCAGCAGCAGCAGCAGCAGCGGGGGAGGCGGCGGUAGUGAAGACGAGGGGGAGAAGCAGCGGACGCAGAAAGCCGAGCUCCCUGCGAGGUGGGAUACUAGAGCAGCAGCAGCAGCAGAAGCAGCAGCAGCAGCAGAAGCAGCUGCAGCAGCAGAAGCAGCAGCAGCAGCAGAAGCAGCUGCAGCAGCAGAAGCAGCUGCAGCAGCAGAAGCAGUUGCAGCAGCAGAAGCAGCUGCAGCAGCAGAAGCAGUUGCAGCAGAAGCUGGAAGUCGCCGGAACCACGGCGAGGCGGGACGCAAGAGCAGUAGCAGCAGCAGCAGCAGCUGCUGCUGCUGCUGCUGCUGCAGCAGCUGGAUGUCGCCGGAACCACGGCGAAGCGGGAUGCAAGAGCAGCAGCAGCAGCAGCAGCAGCAGCAGCAGCAGCGGCUGCUGGAGUUUGGUUUGCGCGCAGGGGCUAGACUGACCGUACAGCCUCUGAAGAUUUAUCUAAACCCUAGUACUUAA
Eimeria necatrix is the source of this 534-nucleotide messenger RNA. RefSeq lists its product as hypothetical. The coding region runs from base 1 to 534 and encodes 177 amino acids. The transcript has a single exon. The record is from RefSeq and is a predicted model, not a curated record. NCBI's taxonomy places the organism in Eukaryota, Apicomplexa, Conoidasida, Eucoccidiorida, Eimeriidae.